AGUGCUGGUUAUCCGACAUGGCAACAGAUUCUGAUUGCAAUCUCCGUCAAAGGGAAUUAUGGUUAUCAGUGGGGAAUAUUUUUGAAUUUACCGCCAAACCAGGGACACAUCAGUUUCCUUAACCGUUUGUUGGCAACUCUGGAAACCGGCAUUCUAUUUAUUAUUUGUGAUUUUACGUAAUUUUGUUUGUCCAUCGUAGAUACAAAUUAUUUAUUUACUUUAAAAUGCUGCUCAGAAGCUGUAUGGUGGCCUUGCGCGCCACCAGUUCAAAGGUCACGUUCCACUCUGCCGUGAAUCCACAAAGACUGACCCUGAUCCCCGCAAGGAACCUCCAACAACGUUUCUAUAGCAGCAACUCCCCCGUUAUUGGAAUUGUGGACUACGACGUGGUGAAGAAGCUGCCAAGUGAGCCCCAGAAGCUGCUCAUCGACGUUCGUGAGCCAGACGAACUGAAAGAGACCGGACAAAUCCCCUCCAGCAUUAAUAUACCCCUGGGUGUGGUCAGCCAAGAACUGGCCACCAGUGAGCAAGCCUUCAAAUCGAAAUACGGCAGGGACAAGCCCAAGCCGGAUACGGAGAUUAUCUUCCACUGCAAGAUAGGCAGGCGGAGUCUCAAAGCCGCGGAAGCUGCCACCGCUUUGGGUUACAAGAAAGUUAGCAACUAUGAGGGAUCCUGGCUGGACUGGGCGGAGCGCGAGGGAUUGCCAAAGUAGAUGGGAUAAAUAAACAGUGAAUAAGAAAACACA
This is a messenger RNA of Drosophila ananassae, 746 nucleotides long. RefSeq names its product rhodanese domain-containing protein CG4456. The record is from RefSeq and is a predicted model, not a curated record. The coding region runs from base 225 to 713 and encodes 162 amino acids. The transcript has a single exon. Gene Ontology annotation, cellular component: mitochondrion. Lineage: Eukaryota; Metazoa; Arthropoda; Insecta; Diptera; Drosophilidae. Gene Ontology annotation, molecular function: thiosulfate-cyanide sulfurtransferase activity.